Molecule: messenger RNA, 1154 nt
Organism: Alternaria rosae
Lineage: Eukaryota; Fungi; Ascomycota; Dothideomycetes; Pleosporales; Pleosporaceae
Exons: 1
Coding region: 462-1154 (230 amino acids)
Source: RefSeq, a predicted model, not a curated record
UCCGGUGAGAGCGUCGUGUUCGUGGUUCUACCUAGGAGGCAAAUGAUGACAUGCCGCCACUCCUCCACGCUUAUCGUGCCGCAACAUAGGCGUACGCCUCAUGCUUCUUACAUUACAGCAACCCCAACUGCUUCCCACCACUCAAAAAGGAUCGUGAUGCCGGUUCUCAAGCUUGUGCCACGUUCCACUUCUGUUGCACUGCCCUACGCGCCGGGGCAUGGUUGGUCCAGAGCAGCGUGGUUGAAUCCCCGGCCCAUAAUCCUGUAGCCGCCGAAGGCACCUCUUGCAUGGUUUCAUAGCCAGGCUGGUGCGGCGAUCAUGCAGGCUUCACGACUGCGCCGCAAUGUUUGCUCCGACCAUGUACUGCAUAUGCCCGAAGGUCGCACUCCGCGAUGAAGCACUAACUUCCACAUCCUCUCACGUUCUGCGUGUGUGCGAAACGUCAAGUGAAUCCCUCAACUAUGGCGACACCCACACCAUUCCCCACAUCGAAACAUUUCAACCUGACGACCACUCAAGAGGAAAAUGCAAUCGAAACGGACUUGGCUCUUCCUGGCAUCAAGCGUGGUAUUGCUAUUGGAGUAGCGUGUUCGGUAUCGGUCGUCGUCAUCGCUAUUCUUGCUUUCUUUGCGAUCAGACGAAGGAACCGUGUGCUGGCUCGGAGAGCGCAACUCCAGACGACAAAGAGAGAGUCGAUGGAUGCCGAAGCAGGACCACAAGAGAAAGCUUGGUAUUCUACGCCCGCGUCGUCACCACCGCUGCCAACACCACCGCCUGUUGAAGCCGAUGUUCGGACUAUCUACGAAUUGGAUGCAGGCCAGAUACCAGAACUGCAUGGCGAUACCGCUGUGCAAGAAGUAGAGGGAAAUGGCAACAUUCACGCCACAUCAGAAGCGGAAGAACUGUACGUCCGAAAGCUCGAGCAAUGGAGGACUUGGAGCAUAGCACUGGAGCCGGACACAACAAGCCACACGAUCGAAGCCGCACAUGCCCCCAUACCACUGCUCAUGGUCUCACCACCUGAAGCUUCUCCUGGUGGAGUCUCACCGUUGCAGCGCUUGUCGAGGGACUAUCCUGCACACGACGGCUCGCCAGUGUCACCCCCUCCAAAUGUACAUUUUCCAUCGGUUCAUCGCGAGUACACCAACCACUGA